AUGCCAAGCAACUACAGCAGUUUUCCCCGCCGCGGUGAUGGAUAUGACAACGGUCGCGGUGGAUACGGCGGUGGUCGCGGUGGAUACGAUAGUGGUCGCGGUGGAUACGAUAGUGGUCGCGGUGGACAUGAUAGUGGAUAUGAUUGUCUAGAACUACGAGUAAGCGAAAUUCAGUCUAGCGCUAGCAUGACUGAAUUAAAAGAGUUUUUCUCCGGUUACGGCCAUCUGCAUAAAAUCAUCAUGGACACGAGAGAAUCAGGUACUAUCUUCACCGGGACAGCAUACAUUACUUACAAACCUCCACCAGAAACGAAGUUUUGGAAACAGAAUCCAAGAUUCCAUGGCAAGCAAUUGCGGAUAAAGAUCCUCAACCACGAAGACGAUCGGCAAGGCUUCUCAAGAGAAGGCGGAAGUCAAGAUUUCCUACCGGCCAAGUCUUUGGAAAUGGGAGUGUUCUAUAAAGUGAACACCUUUGUUAGAGAGUGGGAAAUAGGCAAGGACAUAAAGUUCAAGUUUAAUUACGCAAGACGGCGUUUUGAAAUCGAAUUUGGUUUCACUGGGGCGAACGGAAACAAGACGUAUAGACUCCGAUUGGAAACCUAUUUCGACGACGUCGAGGGUGAGUUCCAUACAGAACUCGAUAGACAGAAGAAUCAAAUAUGUGCGAUAACUACAAUACGGACCAAAUUUCCACCAAGACUACAUUUCCUGGACGAGAGACUUGGGAUGAGAAAUCAGUUUGAAUGGAAUUCGACGGAGUGCUGGAUGAGGAUGACGGCCCUCCGGGUAAGGAAGCCUAGCAACGAAGAGACGCAACAGCCGACGAUGCCUUCAUAUCCAAACGCUACAGGUGAAGAUUUUGGAAGAUGGUUUGCGUAUAGGAUUACGUUCAUUUUUGACCAGAAUCAAGAAUUCAACAAGCUUAAAAAAAUGUUUUUCAAAGCUGCUGAUUACAAUAUUGUAUCAAGGAAAGAAAUGUUUUCCAGAUACAUAACGACGGCUGAUGGAAGCAACCUGAAAAAAUAUGUUGAUAGGUCAAUGCUGGACUUUGAUGUACUUUAUAUGUUGGAAUGUAAUAUUACGCAUGGUUACUUACAUGAUUACAAUCUCAAUGACGAAUUCAUGGACUUGCUUGCUCAACAAAAGAAAGAGACAGCUCUUACCAUUUUAGAUAACUUCCAUCAACGUAAACAGAGACUUUAUGAUCCUCUUUCUCACUUGAUGUUUGAAGUUGCGAAGCUUCAAGGCGGUGACAGUCGGCAAGAGACGGUACCCUCGUCCUGUGUCAUGAUGCGAAAAGUUGUUAUCACCCCUUCUAAAAUGUAUAUAUUACCGCCAACUAUGGAGCCUAGCAAUAGGACCAUAAGGUAUUUUGAAGACCACAAGGAACGUUUCCUAAGAGUCCAAUUCAAUGACGAAAAUGGAAAACUUACAUCUUCGAAUGGAGAUAACCAUAUAUCAACCUUAAAUCGGGUUCACCUGGACGGCUAUGAACUAUAUGUGGAAGACGCUCGUGUUACGAAACGUGCAUAUGAUGCAGACGUACGCGGUCUGAUGAAUCAAUAUGGUGUUAUGACUGAAUACGAGGUUGUCAGUGGAUUCAUAUUCAACGCUAUCGUAAAUAUGGAGCGUAAGAAGCUGCGAGAAAUACAGAGAGCGGUCAGUGAAGUGAUGGCUGAGAUUCGACGUAAUUACCGCCAAAAAUUUGAGGAGGACAUCUUUGCCGAAUAUUCUAUAAAAUCAGCAGCCGAGGCUAAAAACCAGGUGAAUAUUAAGAGCAAACUGGAAGCUAAGGCCUGUGCUUGGUAUUAUGUUACUUACCAUCAUCACGAGAGAGGCGAUUACCGUAAUGAGAACAUGAUGUCCUUUCCAUGGACAGUUGACGACUAUCUGUGUGACAUAGCUAGAAUGAAUACAUCGACAUGA
Molecule: messenger RNA, 1926 nt
Organism: Paraglomus brasilianum
Lineage: Eukaryota; Fungi; Glomeromycota; Glomeromycetes; Paraglomerales; Paraglomeraceae
Source: the annotation of a GenBank genome assembly